AGUCCUUGGUCCUCGUUCAUUUAAGCUAAGCUGCUCCCACACCUAUGGUUCUACAUCUUUCUCUCUGUCUCUCUCUCUUGCUUCCAUUGGGCUGUCAGGCCUUGUGAGCGUGUACUGUGAGAGAGGCGAGGAGAGAGAGAUGAUGUCAAGGGAGCGCAAGAAGGCAGCCGCUCUUCAGGAGAAGCUGAAAAUCCUCCGCUCCAUCACUCACUCCCAUGCUAUGAACAACACAUCAAUAAUCAUGGACGCGUCCGAGUACAUCAAGGAGCUGAAGCAGAAGGUCCUGAGGCUGAACCAGGAGAUCGCCUGCGCUCAAAACGCGCUCAGACAGAACUCCUACCCGACGGUGACCGUGGAAGCCCUAGGAGGAGGACACGGGUUCCUCAUCAACGUGUUCUCCGACAAGACCUGCCCGGGGCUGCUCGUCUCCGUCCUCGAAGCCUUCGACGAGAUGGGCCUCAGCGUCCUCCAAGCCACCGCGUCGUGCGCAGGCUCCUUCCGUCUCGAGGCUGUAGGUGGAGAGAACGUGGCGGAGAACGUGGACGAGCACGUCGUGAAGCAGGCCGUCCUGCAGGCCAUAAGGAGCUGCUCCGAGAGCGGCAGCGAGCACGACGAGGAGUAGGGCGUAAGCACACACGCCUCGUCGUCCUAUCCUGGAGCAUCUGAAGAAGCCAGCCAAGAUCGCUUAUUCUAUUCUAUUUCUCUCUCUGUUUUGUUAUACACCUUCCGUUUCCUCAACCAGUGGCGAGAUGAGUAGCUCCUGAGUCCGAUCCUGAUCCGGUGAAUUCGUAGAACCCUUUCCUGUGUAAUAGUAUUAGGGGGCGCAUGCACCGUAAUUUAUAUCUGUAGUAUGGCAUAAGAUCAAGCUUGCAUGUAAGGAAUGAUGGGAGAGGUUGGAAGCAAAGCUGAAUAGAGCUAGUAUGCAACUGACCUUCCAUGUAUUGAUGCAGGUUAAAUCUCCAUAUGUAUAGAUUCGUCCAUUGAUCGAUUAA
This is a messenger RNA of Phragmites australis (common reed), 992 nucleotides long. RefSeq lists its product as uncharacterized. The coding region runs from base 140 to 622 and encodes 160 amino acids. Gene Ontology annotation, molecular function: protein dimerization activity; sequence-specific DNA binding; DNA-binding transcription factor activity. Gene Ontology annotation, biological process: regulation of DNA-templated transcription. The record is from RefSeq and is a predicted model, not a curated record. Lineage: Eukaryota; Viridiplantae; Streptophyta; Magnoliopsida; Poales; Poaceae. Gene Ontology annotation, cellular component: nucleus. The transcript is spliced from 4 exons.